Molecule: messenger RNA, 567 nt
Organism: Pseudomassariella vexata
Lineage: Eukaryota; Fungi; Ascomycota; Sordariomycetes; Amphisphaeriales; Pseudomassariaceae
Exons: 1
Coding region: 1-567 (188 amino acids)
Source: RefSeq, a predicted model, not a curated record
AUGUCCGUUAGCUACCCUCCAAGCUACCACAGUGUAUACAGCGAAGAAGUAGACCAGAGUGCGAGCACCAACUAUAGCACCGCAAGCUACGACCACCAAUCAUCCGGCUCUUUGUCUCAGACUACCGGCAUCACGGACAGCUUUGAGAAGACUGAUCAUGAGCACGAUAUGUCUGGACCUGCCAAGCCCCCAAAUGACAGACCUGUGGCUGGUCGCCCGAGAGUGUGCUACAGGGCGGAGGGUUCGCAGCGCGGCAAUCCACACCAGAAAACCACCAACAUCGGGACCAGUACAGAGACUGCUGGUGAAUAUGAACUUGAGGACUUGGGUGAUGUCAAUAAGAACACCGCAUCGUCACCUAGAGUUAGAGUCGCUAACACUGCGGGCAAUGUUGUCCAGACGGUUGGGGACGCGAUAGGUGUCAUAUCACGGGGUGUCGAAGAAACCAUCUCAAGCGCAGCUGGUUACCAUGGCCCUGGAAAACGUGCCGGGCGGAUCAUUGGAAUGGUUGGUGCACAUAUAGAGACUGGACUGGGGCUGAUUGCGAACGAUAUACGCGAAAAGUGA